AUGCCGCCGUCCAAGUCGGACCGUUUCGCCCAGAUUCGCGCUCUCCGUGCGGCGGGCAAGACUGGUUUCGACGACUACCAGGUCGAAGAGGCCGAGUCGAUCUACGAGACGGUCGACGAUGAAGGAUACAAAAAGGUCGUUCGCAGCCGUCUGGACCAAGAUGACUUCGUUGUCGACGACAAUGGCGAGGGUUACGCCGACGAUGGACGUGAGGACUGGCAGGAUGAGCGACAGGCACGAGAUGAGAGUGACAGUGAAGAGGAGCUCCCGAGAAACAGCAAAGCAGCCAAACGCAAGCGGGUAGACGAUGCCGAUCGAGCGGAUAAGCUGAACAAGGGUAUCAGCAAAUACUUCAAUCAGAAGCCAAGCAAUGCACCGAAAUCAAAACCUGUGCGAACCGCAGAAGAUGACGAAUUCAUGGCCGGUCUCCUGGGCGAGGUCGACACGAACAUUCCUUCGCGUGUGCCUUCUUACGGAAAGCCGCUCAAGAGCAAUGAUCGCCGCAAGACGAGAGUGCUAUCCCCACCACUGGAAGGCGAAGAGCGGAUUGCACAGCGUGCCAGGAAAGCGGGCAAAGAGCAGGUCGCGGAACUACCUGCACCAGACGACUAUUUGAUCCCACACAACGAUGACGACGACGACACAAUCAUGAGCGAUCCGCUGCCUUCAUCCCCAGCUGUCAAGGCAGUGGAGCGCAAAGAGCAAGCCAUCAAGGGUGAAGAGCCCGAGGAGGAGGACCUGAUGGAGAUCGCGGAGGUGACUGGCAAUGCGAAGCUGAAGAAUGCCAGCGUCAAUAUUCGCGGAAGUCGUCCAGUUCCGAAGCUCGCAAAGCCCGUAUAUCCGACACCCAGCAGCUCUUCGCCAGUCCGUGCUCCGGCAGAUGAUGUUGACAUGACGGCCAUCAACAGAGUCACUGACAACCUGAGUAUCUUGAGCAGCCCGGUUGCUGAAAGCGCCAAGGUUGGCAAAAUGGAUAGCAAUGAUGCCAUCGAGGACGACGGCUCCCUCCGCUUCUUUUGGAUGGACUACACAGAGGUAAAUGGCAGCCUUUGUCUGUUCGGCAAAGUCAAGAGCCGAAAGGACGGAAGUUUUGCCUCUGCGUUUGUCAAGGUCGACAACAUACUCCGCAAACUCUAUUUCCUGCCUCGCGAGUUCCGCCAGAAGCGAGGACGGGACACCGAAGAAGAGGUCGAGUUCAAGGACGUCUAUGAGGAGCAAUUUGUGCUUUGGAAGAACAUUAUGGGUCCUUGCUGGCUUAAAAUUGACAACGCCGAUUUCAAUGCCGUCAACAAUGCCUCCUGGUGCAAAUUGGAACUUGCGGUGUCCAAACCCAACGAUAUUGUAACUUUGGGCGACUCGGACAAUCUGGAGGCUCCCCCGUUGACUCUGAUGUCGCUUGCCAUCCGCACAGUCUUCAAUCAGAAGGAGAACAAGAACGAAAUUCUAGUCGCCAGUGUCCGAUUCUAUGAGAAUAUCUCGCUUGCAGACACAACUCCUGCAGAGAAGAUCCCCAGCCGCCUGUUCACCAUCAUGCGGCCACAUGGCGAAUGGCCAAUCGGCUUCAAGACUGAGGCAGAGAAAGCCAACCACUCGAUCAGACUGGAAAGAAACGAAUUGGGUGUGCUGAGCAUGCUCUUGGCCAUUAUUCAAAAACACGAUCCGGAUGCCAUCAUGGGCCACCGACUGGACGAUGUUGACUUUGGAAUCCUCAUGAGCCGUAUGCGUGAGCGCAAGACGCCUGGGUGGCAUCGUAUCGGUAGACUGAAGCGGAACGACUGGCCCAAGAAUGUCGGCAAAGGAGGGGGGAGCUUCUUCGCAGAACGUCACUUAGCAGCCGGACGCCUGCUCUGUGAUUUGGGCAACGAUAUGGGUAAAAGCAUGAUGACGAAUUGCCAAUCGUGGACUCUCGAUGAAAUGGUAUCGCUCUACCUCAAUGGCUUCCGCAAGGAGAUCGACAACGAAAAGGCGCUAGCAAUGGCCAGCAGCAAAGAAGGCCUGAUGAAUUAUGUGAAAAUGUGCGAGGUCGAUACCUACUACAUCGCGGCUCUCGCGUUGAAGACGCAACUUCUGCCACUCACCAAGGUCCUGACAAACUUAGCUGGAAAUUCCUGGGCACGAACACUCAGCGGAACACGCGCUGAACGAAACGAGUACAUUCUGCUUCACGAGUUCUAUCGAAACAAGUAUAUAUGCCCGGAUAAGGUGUUUGGCAAGGGUGCCUCGAACAAGAAACUGGAAGAAAAUGGCGACGGCGACGGCGAAGAGGGAGGUGCCGACGCGAAGAAGAAGGACAAGUACAAGGGUGGUCUUGUGUUCGAGCCUGAAAAGGGCCUCUACGACAAGUUCAUCCUGGUCAUGGACUUCAACUCCCUUUACCCCAGCAUCAUUCAGGAGUACAACAUCUGCUUCACCACGGUCGAUCGUAGUCAGAUCACCGAGGAGGACGACAAGGUACCCGACGUUCCCGAUGACACUCAAAACAAAGGCAUCCUGCCGCGACUGAUUAAGACCCUCGUCAGCCGACGACGAGAGGUUAAAAAGCUGAUGAAGGACAAGUCUGCUACUGAGGAUCAGCUCAGGACUUGGGACGGACGAGAGAUCUUGCAGUCAACCAAGGAUUUGGCCGAGUCUGCGCACGCUCUGCGAGUCAUCUACGGUGACACCGACUCUGUCAUGGUCAACACCAACAUGGGCAAGGAAUUCCAAAAGAGCGUCAACGAGCGAUAUGAACUGCUCGAGAUCGAGAUCGAUCACAUUUUCCGACGCCUGCUUCUCCACGCGAAGAAAAAGUACGCCGCAAUUCAGAUGGUCCAGGUUGAUGAUACAGUCUGGAAGGAGAAGCUGGAUGUCAAGGGUUUGGAUAUGAGGAGACGAGAGUACUGUCAGCUUUCGAAAGACACUUCAACCUAUCUCCGCUCGCUGGGCGAGAAGAUGCGCAACAACGAGAUUGCGAAGCACAAGUACACGAUUUAUACUCAGCUUGGCAAGCACCCCAAGGACUAUCCCAAUGGCGGCCACAUGCCUUCUGUACAGGUCGCUCUCAAGCGUCUAGCCAAGGGCAAGCAAGUCAAAGCCAAGGAUGUCAUGGCUUUUGUGAUCUGCGGCAACAAUGCCGGCAACAACGAGAGCGCAGCGAAAAACGCCUAUGAACUAGACGAAGUCAUGGCUAAAGACAGCGAGCUCGUUCCCGACAUUGACUAUUACCUGCACAAGCAAAUCCUGCCACCCGUUGAGCGUCUUUGUGCUCCCAUCGACGGCACGAAUGUCUCUCUCCUCGCCGAAUGCCUGGGUCUGGACACAACCAAGUACCGCGUCAGCAGCGCCAGUAAAUCAACGGAGCAAAGCAACGAGAUCACGACACUUGAAAGUCAGAUUCCCGACCACAUCCGCUUCAAGGACUGCGAAGCUCUUGGCCUGCUAUGUUUGGGCUGCAAAAAUCAUUUCGAAUACCGCGGCCUCAACUACAGCCAGACUUCAGACGAGACUCCUCUGACACCUGUGGGUGUUUUGACCAACGAUGGGCUGGCCUGUCCUAGGUCUGAAUGCAAAAAACGUAUCACAACGCUGGCAAUGUCCGCGCAGCUCGAAACCCAAAUCCGGAGGCAUACAGCUCGCUACUACUCUGCGUGGCUGGUGUGCGACGAUCCGGCUUGCGGUAUGCGCACACGACAGAUGAGCGUCUACGGGCAUAGAUGUCUGGGUCCCAGGGGUUUGGCUCAUGGAUGUUCGGGACGCAUGGCGUUUGAGUAUUCCGAGAAGGCACUGUACAACCAGCUGCUAUUCUUGCAAGGGCUUUUCGAUGUCGACAAGAGCGUAGAGAAGAUGUCUUCGGGUAUGAAGAUCGAAGGAGAUGGAGAGAAGAGGGAAAAGGUCAAGAUUUUGGCUGGUAUGAACAGAGACCGGUUCGCUGUAUGCUGGGAUGUUGUCAAGGCAUAUUUGGACCGAAGUGGCUGGGGUUGGGUCAGCAUGGAUGCACUAUUUGGAUUUGCCAUGAAAGGAUUGGUAUAG
Messenger RNA from Ramularia collo-cygni, 4008 nucleotides. Its product is annotated as related to DNA polymerase alpha catalytic subunit. Gene Ontology annotation, biological process: DNA replication; lagging strand elongation; leading strand elongation. The coding region runs from base 1 to 4008 and encodes 1335 amino acids. Gene Ontology annotation, cellular component: alpha DNA polymerase:primase complex. Gene Ontology annotation, molecular function: DNA-directed DNA polymerase activity; chromatin binding; pyrimidine nucleotide binding. NCBI's taxonomy places the organism in Eukaryota, Fungi, Ascomycota, Dothideomycetes, Mycosphaerellales, Mycosphaerellaceae. The record is from RefSeq and is a predicted model, not a curated record. The transcript is spliced from 6 exons.